Capsella rubella is the source of this 859-nucleotide messenger RNA. RefSeq lists its product as uncharacterized. Bases 68 to 727 code for a protein of 219 amino acids. NCBI's taxonomy places the organism in Eukaryota, Viridiplantae, Streptophyta, Magnoliopsida, Brassicales, Brassicaceae. The record is from RefSeq and is a predicted model, not a curated record. The transcript is spliced from 2 exons.
UACAAACCCUAAUUUCUUCUCUCUAAAGCAAAACCAUUUCCUCUGUAAAACUAAACUAAAUACGAUCAUGAAGCUCGUCUGGUCACCGGAAACAGCCUCUAACGCUUACAUCCACACCGUUAGAUCCUGUAAAAGCUACAAAGAAUCGAGCGUGGCGGAGUUUUUAUCGGCUACGGCGGCGGGAUGGAACACGAGGCUGAUCGUUGAGACUUGGUCACGUGGAGAUCCGAUCGCAACCAGCGUCGGGCUCGCCGUCGCGGCCAUACACACACGUGGAAGACACGUGUGCAUAGUUCCUGACGAGGAGUCGAGGUCUGAGUACGAGGCGGUGAUGAAAAGAGCCGUUAGGAGUGAAUCAACGGAGGUGAUGGUUGGAGAAUCGGCGGAGGACGUGGUGGAGAGAAUCUCCGGCGUGGAUUUCAUGGUGGUUGAUUCGAAACGCCGCGAGUUCGUCAAGGCGUUGGGGUUGGCGAAAACGAGCAAAAUGGGCGCCGUUUUGGUGUGCAAAAACGCCACGCAGAAAUCUAUCCCUUGGUUUAAAUGGCACGGUGUUUUGAGACGAGGCACACGUGUCGUGAGAUCGGUGUACUUACCCGUUGGGAGAGGAUUAGAUAUCGCACACGUGGGAACCAGUGCUGGUGUUGGUAAUGAUUUGAAAAAGCUUCCUAGCCGUUGGAUUAAACACAUUGAUCCUCAAUCUGGAGAGGAACACUUGUUUAAGCUUUAAGCAAAACAUGCAAUGUAUUUUUCCUAAAUUUCUAAUCAUGUUGAUACAUAUAAAAGAAUCUGGCCAAGUCAACAACGUGUGAUGAUGAUUGAUGAUAUGUUUUCAAUUGUAUAGCUUCCUUUUGUUUCGACA